Molecule: messenger RNA, 3185 nt
Organism: Wasmannia auropunctata (little fire ant)
Lineage: Eukaryota; Metazoa; Arthropoda; Insecta; Hymenoptera; Formicidae
Gene: GCS2beta
Product: glucosidase 2 subunit beta
Exons: 2
Coding region: 197-1780 (527 amino acids)
Biological process (GO): N-glycan processing
Cellular component (GO): glucosidase II complex
Molecular function (GO): calcium ion binding; protein binding
Source: RefSeq, a predicted model, not a curated record
GAUGGUAGCGCCAACCGCGUUUAUCGGGUCGAACCGUCGGGGAGAAGCGUGGCGCCGAGUGCCGUGUCGUGUUCGUACUCGAACCUCAAAAAGGUACGGUCCCCUCCCCGCGAGCGCAUCCGACGAUCUCGACGUGACACCCCGACGACUCCGACGAGAGAGAGAGAGAGACUAAUCCCGAACUGCGAGCCAGAGGAUGGACGGUCACCGGGCGUCGCGAUUCCUGGCGUUCGCGGCAUCGGCGUGCCUGCUCCUGGCCACGUACACGCCGGGCCACGUAGCCGGCUCGGGGGUGCUGCAGAUACGCGGUAUACCGGUGGCGAAGAACCCGCUGUACCGGCCGGACCGCGACUUCGAGUGCCUGGACGGCAGCCGGCUGAUACCGUUCACCCGGGUGAACGACGACUACUGCGACUGCGGGGACGGCAGCGACGAGCCCGGGACGGCGGCGUGCGCCAACGGCUCCUUCUACUGCGAGAACACCGGCCACCGGCCCGUCUACGUACCGUCGUCCUGGGUGAACGACGGCGUGUGCGACUGCUGCGACACGAGCGACGAGUACGCGACCAAGGUGGAGUGCGUCAACAACUGCAACGAGCUGGGCCGGGAGGCACGUUUGGAGCAGCAGAAGGCGGAGCAGUUGGCGCGGGAGGGUAACAAGCUGCGCCUGGAGCUGGUGGCCAAGGGUAAGACCAUCAGGACGGAGCACCAGUCGCGUCUGGCCAAGCUGCGAACGGACUACACGGAGGCGGAGUUGCUCAAGAAGGAGAAGGAGAUGCUGAAGAGGCAGGCGGAGGAGCUGGAGAGCGUGGCGUUGGAGAAGUACAAGCCCGCCGAGACGGAGCAACCGGCCACCGAGGAGACCGUCGGGGAGGAGGAGGAGGAGGAAUUGAACGUUUCCGAGGCGGAAGAUUAUUUCAAGGUACUCGACUCGGACUCCAGCGAUACGAUAACGCUGGCGGAGCUGCAAACCAGGGCUACGUUUGACAAGGACAGGGACGGCGUUGUGUCGGAGGAGGAGGCGCGGUAUUUCCUCGGCAACAAGAAUGAAGUCACUCUGGAUGAGUUUGUAGAUUUCGCGUGGGCAAACAUAAAGCCUUUCCUGAUGUUGGAGCAAGGUAUGUUUAAACCGGCGACGGAUAAGGAGGAGAUCGACGAGCAGCAGACUACCGAAGACUUGGAUCACGAGAAGGAGGGAGAAAUUCCCGACGGUGAGGAGGAAGAGGUUCCCGAGGAGGAACACGAGAAGGAGCCAGCGGAACCGGAGGUUCAGUACGACGAGGAGACGCAGGCGCUCAUCGACGAGGCUACCAGCACUCGCGAGCGUUUCCAGGAGGCGGAGAAGGCCGUCAACGACCUGCAGUCGGAGAUCAGACAGCUGGAGGAGAAGAUGGAACGCGAUUACGGGCCCGAGGAGGUGUUCGCGUCGCUCGACGACCAGUGCUUCGAGUACACGGAUCUGGAGUACAUUUACAAACUGUGCCUGUACGGCUCGGCGACCCAGAGGCCCAAAUCCGGUGGUAGCAGCGUCAAUCUGGGGAGCUGGAACGAAUGGGUCGGACCGGCCGGCGCCAAGUAUACCAAGAUGAAGUACGACCGGGGCCUCGCUUGCUGGAACGGCCCGACCCGCUCGACGAUCGUCAUCCUGUCGUGCGGCACGGAGAACAAGCUCACGUCGGUGACGGAGCCGAGUCGCUGCGAGUACGCCAUGGAGUUCGCCACGCCGGCGCUCUGCAACCCCAGCGCGGCGGACACCGCCGACAGGCACGACGAACUGUAAAGCUGGAUUUGUUAGUAGUAAAAAUGAAAGCGCGGUUGGGGGGUCGCACAUACAAUGUGAAUGUCAAGCACUUAACGCUCUUACGGUGGACCGCGAGUAUCGGGUUGCAAGGAUCGAUAAAAGAAAUAACGUCGAGAUAAUAAAAUUCAUCUCUCGCAAGUAUUUCGCAACGUAAUCGCGAUUAGUUAUGUAGCAAUCUUUAUUUCAAUGAAUAUCUGUCCUCGGAUUGGGACUCACAAUCGGUACUACCCUUUUUUCUUGUUUCCAAAAUUAGCUAGCAAUCCAUUAUCCGUUAGUACACAAGCGAUAAAGCUUCACAGAGAUUUCGAGACGCUAUCGAUUGUCGUUAUCAAUUUGGUCUUUUAGUAUCGAAACUUUGUACUUUCAAAGAUCAAAUAAGGUCAUCACCGUGGAUAAAAAAACGUUGUCAAAAAGAAGCCUAAUUGUGUGUUAUUUUGACCAAGAAAUCGAUCGCUUUUGUAUCAACAAAUUGUAGAUCUUUCGAAAUCGUUAUGUCUCAUUGACGCAUACAUUGAUCGUGCUAUAUAUUUUACCAACUAUUAUAAUUCGCGCAUAUUAUUGGUCCGCAGUAUUUUGAUAAAAAUCGCGAAAAAGUUUCUCGAUCAAUCUAAUCAUUCUAAUCCGAUACGUGAAUAUAUACCGUUUAAAUGAUAAUAGCUUCGGUACUUUGAAACAAGAUUGACAAUGCAGAGGCGUUCCGUUUCAUGUAUGAUGCACAUGAUGUAUCAUUUUAUCUUUAUGUAAACUGUUUAUCCUUCGGUAAACUAAAAAAUACAUCAUGCACGAAAUGGAACGCACCCUAUGAUAAAAGUAUUCAAGUGUUUCCGCUGAAACGUACCACUAUGUAUGCAAAUUACAACGAUUACGAUCGCAAUCGAUAAAUUCUUCCUUGCAUCCGACGAGUCUCCGCAUAGUAUUGAACGAAGUUCGCUAGUGAUAAAGUAAUUACCUUGAAUCUUAUUCCGUUUCGUGAAACUGCAGAGAGAAAGAGAGAGAAAAACCGUUGUUACUCGCGAAUUCAUUGCCAACGUGUAAAAAAAAAAAACUCACUGUUACAUUCCUCUUUUUGUACACGAAGCGUUUUUACGUGAUCUAAGAAUAAAAUCGAAAUGUAAUAUCACGGCUGACGUAAAAAAAGAAAUUUGAAUGAGAUGUACUUUGUAUCACUUGGUACAUACCUCGUACCGACAAGAGAAAAAAAAAAAGAGUCCGCACCUUUCCCGGGAUUCGAUUAGCCACAUACGUACGUAUAGAGUGUAUAGACUAUGUCCUAAUGUUCCGCAUUAUACACGUUAAGUGUGGGUGAUUUUGUAAUUUUUUAAGGACUGCGCCACGAGGACGGCGCGACACUGUGGGAUGUAAUAAAAAGAGAGAGAGAAAGAAA